GUGCACGAUCCUGGAGCGGAGGCUGUAAAGCAGAAGUAUCUGAUCUAUUCUUGAGAUUGCUAAUAAAAAUGCUUAUCCUUUAAAGACAUUUCCAAAUAAGACGCACGAGGAGAAGACCUUACCCCCAACAAAUACUUGAAGAAGGUGGAUCCUGUUCGUGAUCGUCUGGUGUCCGUCCGUUCUUGUGGUCGUGCCUUUACAUCUGUAGCCCAGUGCCGUGGUGUCCAUUUUCUCACUUUCCAGACUACGUGUUUGUAGAGGCAGACGAAGGCUACCUCCUGAACGAAGCUCGAUCGGCGGCUCUCGAUUUCCAGCUUCCGUCGCUACAGCUGGUACCGCCCUCUCGUCAUUGUGCACAUGUGUUAUUCAUGAAUACCGAACAACAACCGCGGCAAAGAACAACUACACACGCAGCGCGCUUGCCGUGGUCUCGGGAUAGCGAUAGACGUUUUGGUCUCGGCGUUUUUGUGUCUUGAGGUUGAGAGAAACCAAGCUGCCUGCUUUUCCCAUCCUCGUUUCUACUUGACGUUGACGAGAAGGCUUUAUUGUUCUCUCCAGGAGUGGUGAUUUUGGCGCAUCUUCAGACGUGCUGCUCGCAUCUUGCUGCGUCGUUCUCGACGCGUACAACGUGCCUGCUCAAUUACUUGAGUACGCAACUUCUGGCUCUGGGUUGUAAAGUGCGUUCCUGCUGCUCUUUCCGAGGGUGAAGAUCGAUAACGAGAUUUCAUUUUGCCUCGGCCACUACUAUGUCGUCACGAAUGGGACGAAGUUCUACUGGAUGUGGAUGCAGAGCCACUGCUUUCUUUGUGCUUCUGCUUACUAGGUUCUUUUCUUCCGUUUCGGUUACUUACGCCAAUGGUGAGGCGGCGGAAGGGUAUCGCUGCUCUCGCUUCCAGGUCACCGCCGGCUGCACUCCGGACGGCAAGGAGGAGGACACAAAGAAGUGCGAUGAGGAAAUAACAUCCGGCAUGUCAUUAUGUACCUGGAUCCACGGGAAUACUAAGAAGGGAGAAACUUCCCGGAAUCUUCCCGGAAUCUUUCCCAUCUUCUCGCAAGCAAUGGCCUCAGAAUCUUUCCAGAAAAUUACCCCAGUCACGACGGGGAAACUUUCCGGAAACUUCCCAGAACCUUCUCAGAAUCUUCCCAGAAACUUCCGAAAAGUCACAAAUGUGGCGAAGUUUCUGGAAAGUUUCCGCGAAGUUGCUGCCUUCGGGAUUCACGUGGCUGCAUGUUUCUAAUGUCAGGCUUCUGCGUCUGCAAGACUAGAAGAGGCGUUUUCCGCCGCCUCCGUCGUGUAACGUGUGACCAUGGACCCUUUACCUGCGAGCACGCCUGUUCGCGGUACUCUACAGAAAUCCUUCUACUCCUUGCUUACUGUUUUAGCUGUCGUUGUUUGCGCAAUUGACGACCACCUUGUUGAUGAACGAGGCGACAGAUUGCAGAUAGAUGCACAUUUAUUCUCAUGUGCGAAUUUCAACUUGGUGAUGACUCAGACAAAAUAUUUUGGACAAAAUUGAAUUUCAUUCACCGAAACAGGCAUACGGAGCUCAUGUGUGAAGGUUUCCGUCCAAUAGAUUCGUGCGUGCACGAUAUCACAGCGGCGAAGCCAAAAGGAGGUACAUCAUCAUCAUCAUCAUCUACUUCGACGUCUUCUACGCAGGGUUUUUUAUUGAAAAUGACAAGAAGAAGAAACUCAUGUAAUAACCGCUUUCGCACCACGGAUCAAGCACGUCAACGUCUUCGGUAAAGCUAAUCGAUAUUUGCCAGGAAAAGACUUACGAAGGUCUUUUGAUGAAUUACUUUGGAGUAAAUGUAAAAAGGAUCUCGAUUUAGAAAGUGAAGUCGUGUGUGUUCAUACAACUACCAUAGAUUUACGACCUUGUGGCUUCACACCGAAAAACGAGCCUGGAAUAUGCGAGUGCGGCGCAGGACGCCAAAUUUUACACCCCGUUUGCCAUAAUCCAGCGCUAACGGAUUCCCAAUCGUGCGAGCAAAUGUGUGCGGACGGACCAUCUGCCUACGAGACCUUAGGCACGCACCUUCACGCUCCAGAAAGCGUUUUCAAGCAAACAUUUCGCAAGAUGUCACUGAAACACCACCCAGACAAAGGUGGAGAUCAGGUGAGUUAAGAGUCUGCUACUUAGCACGUGAACUUGAACUUGCACUGGAUGGCCUAUAUAAGCAUCAGAAUGUAUUUGUAAUCAGUUGAGAAAGAGUUCUUGUCAAAAUUGUCGUUUCGAUUUUUACUAGGUUAAGUUCAACGCGAUUCGUGAGGCGAUGGACAUAGUGUCGGAUCGCAAGUGGCGCAAUGUGUACGACAUGGGCGGCUGGAAGAUGUUAGAUGAAGCACGGAAAGAGAAGAUGGAAAAGUUACGGACUACAGUUCGUCACUAUCACUACGUCGUUUAGAAGCAGAUACUAAUGAUCUAAAGAUAGAACAAACUGUUCGAUUUCUACUUCAAGGAGAUAGAGGUAGCAGUUCAAGCACGUUGAAAGGGAAUCGCUUAUGUAGUACUCAAGUACGGCUAUUUGUGGUGAAAAACUGCCUCCAUCUCUAAAGAGAGGAAAUAAGAAAGAGACCACAAUCUCGCUCAGCCUCGCAGAAAUGUACAUGGGUGUGACGAAAAAGGUUAGAGUCGGGAGACGUUUGCGCCUUUGUCGCGGAUGCGAUGUCUCCAAGUCACCAUUUUGCACGCAGACGUGCAAAAAGAUAUGCCCGAAGCGAAUCGAAUACAAGUACGCUAUCUAAUAGUACUUGAUUAUGUAUUUGUUCUGUAGCGGUAAGUGCAUCUUCUGUACUAAGUCUAAGAUGUACAGACUCACUCGCCCACGCGUCUGGCCAAAUAGUAAAUUUUUAGGUUUAUGAUUCGCAACGGUAUGCGAUUUCAAGUGCAGCAGGAGGUCGAGUCUUCGCAACGCUGCCGAUCAGAGAAGGGUGACGUCGAAGUCGAGAUUCCGCCAGGUUCUCGGGAUGGCGAUGAAAUAGUUCAUGCUGGUGAGGCAGAUCAAGAUGAAGGCAAAAUUCCUGGAGACUUAGUCUUCAAAAUUAAGCAGACGCCUGAACCGCAUUGGUCUCGGAAAAACAACCACCUCCACUUGGAUCUCGAUAUCAGUCUCAAGUUAUGAUGUGCUUGAAGUUCUUGAAAUUGAGUAAUUGCCUUGUCGUCAUUCUUCUUUUGAUUUUCCUUGAAGUGAACGAAAAAUCCACCUUUCCAAACAAAUAAUUUAUCAGCAGGCGAAGCCCCCGCGGGCAGCGCGCGCAGUCUUCUUCCUGUUGCAGGGAAGUGCGCUCAUUUAUCAUAGAGAAUCAGUUUCUUGUACUUUGAAGGCCUACAACAUGAUUAUUCGUCAAUCGAAUGUGUGGUCACGUGGAGCCUCCGCAUGUUCAAGAGUAAAGUAGUUUGGCGAUCCAUGAUGUCCAUGCUUGAUUGCCCUCUUUCAUGAUCGCAAUCGCUGCUCGGAUUUAGGAAAACGAUUACGCAUUUGGAUGGACGAAAAAUUACGGUUAGCAAGACGGGACUAACAGAAGCUAACAGCAGGAUCGUCAUGGAUGACGAAGGGAUGCCGGACAAGCGAACCGGCUUACCUGGCAAGCUCGUGAUCACUUGCCGCAUCAAGUACCCGACUGAACCACUAGCAGACCAUGUCGAGGACUUUCUCAACGAAAACUUACCCGGCCCUCGCAGUAUUAUUCUUGCAGAAAAGCGUGGAAAAAAGGCGCCUCCCAAGGCGCCAAGUAAGGAGGAGCUGUAAAUCAUGUUUUCAGACGCGUUUUUAGUUCGUGGAGAAGAAAUCAUACGGUCAUCCUCCAUGUCAUAAUAAUCAAGAGACCUUUCAACUCCAUCGUAUUUGUUACAAUAAAAAUUGUCAUGAAGAUGAAAAUUAAUCAUGAUCAUCCAAGAAUCAAUAAACGACACUGAGUGGCGUAUGCAGUUACCUAGUACAUACAAAAGUAAUUGAUCACGAACUCAGGACCAGCACCAGCACACUUCGUUAUGAGUACGUGUAUCCAGCAAUUAGAUUAAGAAUGUUCUCUCGUCCUUCGUUCUACAGGAGAAAAUUAUACUGAAGAUUGCGAACCAGAGCGGGGCUAGAACAAGACGAUGGAAAAUAGGCACAACCUUGUUCUACAUCAAUUCGCUAGCACGGAUGUACGCCAUCACCCUCGCAAAGAAUAUGUCCAUAAUCAUUCACUUGCUCUACACAAAGAAUCAGCAUCUCACGACAGGCAGCGAGACUGCGUUUGAAGAAUGUCGUGCAAAGACCACUUGUACCCUACAUGCUGCUGAUUUCCCUCCCCCCAUCUCCCCAAGAGCUGCGUCUCAAAAAUUUUUGUACUUUUGUAUCCUUGUUGUCGCAUCCGUCGACCAUAAGGUUCUCCUCUUCAAAAUCCUUCUUUUCCAGCCCUGACAACUCUAUGCUCCCAUCCCCUUGUAGAUAUUGUCUUGCUGUUGCUCCUCUCUCCCUCGUUUCUAAUACACUUUCGCCGUGAUUGAUAUUUGGUGCAGUGCGCCGCCUUCGUGCACGUGUACCCCCGCCCGUCUCGAGUCGAGCACGUGAUAUGGAAUUGUCACAGCAGGCUGUUUGAUGUCCCUUCGGUGG
This is a messenger RNA of Amoebophrya sp. A25, 4602 nucleotides long. NCBI's taxonomy places the organism in Eukaryota, Dinophyceae, Syndiniales, Amoebophryaceae. The record is from the annotation of a GenBank genome assembly.